ACUAAAAGCUGGCAAUACUCUUCGGCGAAGCUGACAAACACUUUUUCAGUUAUUGUAAUUAUUGCCGCAGAACAUUUACAUUAGUUUUUAUCAGAAUUUGUGAAAUAUAAAGUUUUAGCAAAAUGUCUGCACGUUAUGAUCGCGCUGUUACUAUUUUCUCCCCAGAUGGUCAUUUGUUACAAGUGGAGUACGCUCAGGAAGCAGUGCGUCGAGGAUCUUCUGCUGUUGGAGUACGAGGAAAAGAUGUGGUAGUGUUGGGUGUAGAAAAAAAAUCAAUGCCUACUUUACAACUGGAUCGAACAGUUCAGAAAAUUUGCACUUUGGAUGAACAUGUAAUAAUAGCAUUUGCCGGGUUAACUGCUGAUGCUCGUAUUCUUAUUAAUCGAGCUAGAGUCGAAUGCCAAAGUCACAAAUUGAAUGUGGAAGAUCCUGUAACCUUGGAAUACAUUACUCGGUACAUUGCGCAAUUAAAACAGAAGUACACACAAAGCAAUGGUAGGCGACCAUUUGGAAUAUCGUGUUUGAUAGCUGGAUUCGACAGUAAUGGCGAACCACACCUUUACCAGACUGAGCCAUCUGGAAAUUAUUAUGAGUGGAAGGCUAACGCUGUUGGUCGAGCGGCAAAAACAGUCCGCGAGUAUUUAGAAAAGCACUACAAGGAGGAAAGUGUUGCAGAAGAAGACUCGGCGGUGAGGCUCACAAUAAAAGCACUGCGUGAGGUAGCACAGUCCAGUGGGAAUUUAGAAAUCGUUGUAAUGAAAAAGCCUGAAAAACCCGGUGACGCACCAAAACUUGUAACUCUUUCUGCAGAAGAAGUAAAAAAACACGUUGAAGCUAUUAAACAGGAAAAAGAAGAAAACGAGAAGAAAACCCAGAAAAAGUAAAUGUAUUUAACUUCGUUUCCAUAUAACCUUCGUUUUUUCUUUUCAAAGCUUAAAAAUUCUGUAACCGGAAAUAAAAUAUAUUGAAUAAAGAUUUGUACAAUCCACGUCUA
Zeugodacus cucurbitae (melon fly) is the source of this 994-nucleotide messenger RNA. Its product is annotated as proteasome subunit alpha type-7-B-like. Gene Ontology annotation, biological process: ubiquitin-dependent protein catabolic process. Gene Ontology annotation, cellular component: proteasome core complex, alpha-subunit complex; proteasome core complex; nucleus. The record is from RefSeq and is a predicted model, not a curated record. Bases 123 to 884 code for a protein of 253 amino acids. The transcript has 3 exons. NCBI's taxonomy places the organism in Eukaryota, Metazoa, Arthropoda, Insecta, Diptera, Tephritidae.